AUGCAGCGUUCUUCUCAGUACGCAAUGUCCAGUUUAAGACAUUGCCGUCGCUUUCUUCACUUCGAUUUGGCGUGUGGGCGUGUUAUGGAAACGAUGCAGCCUCUGAUGAAUACAAUUUGGCGGAGUUUAUCGACCUGCAAUCCUUGCGGAAGUUUACUGCUCUCAGCAAAUCGUUUUUCAUGUUUCUUCGCUUGACUGUCGACAGUGGAGCGCGCAUCCCUUGUUUUCCUGUAGACUUCCCUCGACUCAAGAAGAUCCUGAUCGUUCCGACAUCGUUUAACUUCGUCAAUAAGGUGUGGCGAGGAAAUAAUGUGCCUGAUGCGUUUUUGAACUGCGUGAAACAGUCGUAUAGAAAAGAGGAUUG
Messenger RNA from Blastocystis hominis, 364 nucleotides. RefSeq lists its product as hypothetical. The record is from RefSeq and is a predicted model, not a curated record. NCBI's taxonomy places the organism in Eukaryota, Bigyra, Opalinata, Blastocystidae. Bases 1 to 195 code for a protein of 64 amino acids. The transcript has 3 exons.